AUGGAGUACGCAGACGAAUAUGGGGACGAUGUCUACUAUGAGGCUGAGGAGGGUAUCACAUCUGAAGACUGCUGGACGGUAAUUUCAGCUUUUUUCGAGUCCAAGGGACUGGUCUCUCAGCAGCUAGACUCCUUUGACGAAUUCAUCUCCACUACUAUGCAAGAACUGGUGGAAGAGCAGGGCCAGGUAACUCUCGAUCAAACGGUCCCUCCUGGUGACGAUGAGCAGGAUCCCGUCGUUUUACGCCGCUAUGAACUCAAGUUUGGCACCGUCAUGCUGGCUAGGCCUUCUAUGACAGAAGGAGAUGGCGCAACCAGUAUUAUGUUGCCGCAGGAAGCUCGUCUACGAAAUCUCACUUAUGCCAGUCCUCUCUACCUCGGUAUCUCAAAAAAAAUUAUGGAAGGACGAGAACGCCUACUAUCAGAACGAGACGAUGAGGAGGAAGAGGUUGAAGAAAAAGGCGAUGAGGAAAGACGGAGCCGUGGCACAUAUCUACACUGGGAACGAAAGCCGACACUGGAGGACGAGGCAGAAGAGGAAAAUAUUUUCAUUGGAAAGAUGCCUAUUAUGCUCAAGUCAAAGUACUGCAUCCUCAAAGAUCUUGGCGAGCAAGCUCUCUACAACUGGAACGAGUGUCCAUACGAUUCGGGUGGUUAUUUCGUUAUCAAUGGAAGUGAAAAGGUUUUGAUCGCGCAAGAACGAAGUGCUGGAAAUAUUGUGCAAGUGUUCAAGAAGGCUCCUCCAAGUCCAACCCCCUACGUUGCCGAAAUUCGAAGUGCUGUAGAAAAGGGCUCUAGAAUCCUUUCCCAGCUCUCCAUCAAACUCUUUGCCAAAGGCGACAGUGCAAAGGGCGGAUUUGGUCCAACGAUCCGAUCGACGCUACCUUAUAUCAAAACAGAUAUUCCUAUUGUCGUCGUGUUCCGUGCGCUCGGUGUAGUGUCAGAUGAAGAUAUCCUGAACCACAUUUGUUAUGACCGAAACGACACACCAAUGUUAGAAAUGCUUAAGCCUUGUAUUGAGGAGGGUUUCGUUAUCCAGGAUCGUGAGGUUGCGCUUGAUUUUAUUAGUAAGAGAGGAUCCUCUCCUAUGAGCAUGAACCAAGAGAAGCGAGUACGAUAUGCCAGGGAUAUCAUUCAAAAAGAAUUCCUGCCUCAUAUCUCACAGAGCGAAGGUAGCGAAACUCGCAAAGCCUUCUUUUUGGGCUACAUGGUCCACCGCCUUCUCCAGUGUGCGCUUGGACGCCGUGAUGUGGAUGAUCGAGAUCAUUUUGGAAAGAAACGUCUGGAUUUGGCUGGGCCCCUACUAGCUAACUUGUUCCGAGUUUUAUUUAUGAGGCUUACCAAAGAUCUUUACAAGUACGUCCAACGGUGUGUCGAAACUGGUAGACAAUUAUACCUGAAUAUUGGUGUCAAGGCCAGCACCCUUACAGGUGGCCUCAAAUAUGCGCUUGCUACAGGGAACUGGGGUGAGCAGAAGAAAGCUGCUAGUUCGAAGGCUGGUGUGUCACAAGUCCUUAACCGCUACACAUACGCAUCUACACUAUCGCAUCUUCGACGUACAAAUACCCCUAUUGGCAGAGACGGUAAGAUUGCCAAACCUCGACAGCUUCAUAACACCCAUUGGGGCCUUGUUUGCCCCGCUGAGACGCCUGAAGGGCAAGCUUGUGGUCUGGUCAAGAAUUUAGCACUAAUGUGCUGUAUCACUGUCGGUACUCCGAGUGAACCCAUCAUUGAUUUUAUGAUUCAGCGCAACAUGGAAGUUCUGGAAGAAUUUGAACCUCAAGUUUCGCCCAAUUCGACAAAAGUGUUUGUGAAUGGCGUUUGGGUUGGUGUGCACAGAGAUCCCGCGCAUCUUGUUGGAACCGUUCAGUCGCUGCGGCGGCGAAACAUGAUUUCUCAUGAAGUUAGUUUGGUUUGGGAUAUUAGAGAUCGAGAGUUCAAGAUAUUCACCGAUGCUGGGCGUGUAUGUCGACCUCUAUUUGUGGUCGACAAUGAUCCCAAGAGUGAAAACAGUGGGUCUCUUGUUCUUGUAAAAGAACACAUUCACAAACUUGAAGCCGACAAGGAACUUCCACCAGACCUUGAUCCAGAAGAGCGGAGAGAGAGACACUUCGGCUGGGACGGGCUUGUGAAAUCCGGAGUGGUCGAAUAUGUUGAUGCAGAAGAAGAGGAAACCAUCAUGAUUGUCAUGACCCCAGAGGACCUGGAAGCAUCGAAGCAAUACCAAGCUGGCUAUGGCAUGCCUGAAGAGGACACUACUGACAGUAAUAGACGUGUUAAGUCGAAUCUAAGCCAAAAGGCUCACACCUGGACGCACUGUGAAAUUCAUCCCAGCAUGAUAUUGGGAAUUUGUGCCAGUAUCAUUCCCUUCCCCGAUCACAACCAAUCUCCUCGUAACACAUACCAAUCUGCUAUGGGAAAACAAGCUAUGGGUGUGUUCCUCACAAAUUUCGAGCAGCGUAUGGAGACAAUGGCGAAUAUUCUCUACUAUCCACAGAAGCCUCUCGCUACAACUCGAUCCAUGGAGUUCCUCAAGUUCCGUGAACUUCCUGCGGGCCAGAAUGCUAUUGUGGCUAUUGCUUGUUACUCUGGCUAUAACCAAGAAGAUUCUGUUAUUAUGAACCAAAGUAGUAUCGACCGCGGCUUGUUCCGAAGUUUGUUCUACCGAACUUACACGGAUUCUGAGAAGAUGGUCGGUUUGACUGUUGUUGAGCGAUUUGAGAAACCGAUGAGAUCAGACACACUUCGAAUGAAACAUGGAACCUACGACAAGGUUGACGAUGACGGCAUCGUCUCACCGGGCGUUCGUGUGUCUGGCGAAGAUAUUAUCAUUGGUAAAACCUCACCGUUGGCACCUGAGGCUGAAGAACUUGGUCAGCGAACGAAGCAACAUACUAAACUGGAUGUUUCAACUCCUCUCAGAAGCACUGAGAGCGGUAUCGUCGAUCAGGUACUUGUAUCUACAAGUAAUGAUGACUUGAAGUUUGUGAAAGUGCGGAUGAGAACCACGAAGAUUCCCCAGAUCGGUGACAAGUUUGCAUCUCGACACGGUCAAAAGGGUACAAUUGGUAUUACCUACCGGCACGAGGAUAUGCCAUUUACCAGAGAAGGUGUCACGCCCGAUUUGAUUAUCAACCCCCACGCCAUCCCGUCUCGAAUGACAAUUGCCCAUUUGAUUGAGUGUCAACUGAGUAAAGUAUCCUCUCUCCGUGGAUAUGAAGGUGAUGCAACGCCUUUCACCGAUGUUACUGUCGACUCGGUAUCAAGCUUGCUUCGUGAACACGGUUAUCAAUCCCGUGGAUUUGAAGUUAUGUACAAUGGGCACACAGGAAGAAAAUUGGUUGCUCAAGUAUUCUUAGGUCCGACCUAUUACCAGCGAUUGCGACACAUGGUGGACGACAAGAUCCACGCACGCGCCCGUGGACCUACCCAAAUUUUGACUCGACAACCAGUGGAGGGUCGUGCUAGAGAUGGUGGUUUGCGAUUCGGAGAGAUGGAACGUGAUUGCAUGAUUGCACAUGGGGCCAGUUCAUUUUUGAAGGAGCGACUAUUCGAUGUGUCCGAUCCGUUCAGAGUACAUAUCUGUGAUAUCUGCGGAUUGAUGACGCCUAUUGCCAAGGUAAAGAAGGGUGACUUCGAAUGCCGAGCUUGCAGAAACAAGAAUAAGAUUUCGCAAGUGCAUAUCCCAUAUGCCGCCAAGCUUUUGUUCCAAGAACUAGCGUCUAUGAAUAUUGCAGCACGUAUGUACACCAAACGAUCUGGUGUAUCGAUCCGCUAA
Messenger RNA from Microsporum canis CBS 113480, 3777 nucleotides. RefSeq names its product DNA-dependent RNA polymerase II RPB140. Bases 1 to 3777 code for a protein of 1258 amino acids. Gene Ontology annotation, molecular function: DNA-directed RNA polymerase activity; ribonucleoside binding; DNA binding. The record is from RefSeq and is a predicted model, not a curated record. Gene Ontology annotation, biological process: DNA-templated transcription. Gene Ontology annotation, cellular component: RNA polymerase II, core complex. The transcript is spliced from 2 exons. NCBI's taxonomy places the organism in Eukaryota, Fungi, Ascomycota, Eurotiomycetes, Onygenales, Arthrodermataceae.